Molecule: messenger RNA, 690 nt
Organism: Staurois parvus
Lineage: Eukaryota; Metazoa; Chordata; Amphibia; Anura; Ranidae
Source: the annotation of a GenBank genome assembly
UCACAGCAGAGUGCACUUAGUGCUGACCUACCUUUGCAUUACAACACCUUUGAAGAGCCACAGGAGCAAGGGAUGUUGGAGGAGUUUUCAGAGUUGCCCACUCACAGCAACAACAAUGCUCUCUUAGAGCAGGCUGCACUUAUGUCCAGGAGAGUGAGCACGGUGUCUGAGUCAUCCACAGUCUCUGUUGAGGAUGAUAACGGGGAGGAAAGAUCUAAUGAUGAAGUUCUGGCACAGAAAUCAGAAGAAAAAAAGGGCUCUACAUUUGGAUGGUUUAGCUGGUUUCGUUCCAAGCCAACCAAAGAAAUUUCAAUCCCAACAAGGAAUCCACAAACUGCAAAAUCUUCAACUCAGGCUGAAUCUCCACCAAGACCAAGUGACAAAAUUCUUCCACCACCUCCAACCUCUGGCUACUUGGCUCCUGACAACACAAUGAAUUUAUCCUCCAGAGGAAUUAAAGAAAGUGAAGAUCGGCAGAAGAUCAAUAGCAGUUCAGUAUUACCAGAGAUCCGGGGUCAGCAGGAGAGCAUGGGCAUUUAUCCAAAUGCAUCUGUCUCUGGGAGUCAGAUGAGCCAGCCGACUGGAGUUGUCCCCCUGUACAAUCCUUCACAGUUCUUACAGGACGCAAGCCGAAGUUCAAAUCCUCCAAGACGUCCUCCACGGGGGCGAUACCCACUACCACCCAGAUGA